GUCGCCAUGAAGGGGAGCGGCGCUCUGCUGGUGGUGGCUCUAACCCUGCUCUGCAUCUGCGGGCUGACCACCGCAGAGGAUGACAAUGAGUUCUUCAUGGAAUUCCUGCAAACGCUGCUGGUGGGAACCACCGAAGAGCUCUAUGAAGGGCCCCUGGGCAAGUACAAUGUCAAUGAUAUGGCCAAGGAAGCCCUGGGAGAGCUCAAGUCCUGCAUCGACGGCCUACAGCCUGUGCAUAAGGAACAACUGGUCAAGCUGCUGGUGCAAGUGCUAGACGACCAAGAGGACACAUAAGCAAGCCUGAGACAUGGUUUGGCUUCCAUGGACGACAGGACCAGCCCCACAAGCAGCCGUGGACGAGCCAAGACCACUGCUUCCUCAUGAAUCAAUUUACCCUCGAACUGUUAAAUCAAUAAAGCCCC
Molecule: messenger RNA, 422 nt
Organism: Microtus ochrogaster (prairie vole)
Lineage: Eukaryota; Metazoa; Chordata; Mammalia; Rodentia; Cricetidae
Gene: Scgb1c1
Product: secretoglobin family 1C member 1
Source: RefSeq, a predicted model, not a curated record